Molecule: messenger RNA, 5280 nt
Organism: Heteronotia binoei (common prickly gecko)
Lineage: Eukaryota; Metazoa; Chordata; Lepidosauria; Squamata; Gekkonidae
Gene: USP36
Product: ubiquitin specific peptidase 36
Exons: 20
Coding region: 228-3551 (1107 amino acids)
Biological process (GO): protein deubiquitination; regulation of apoptotic process
Cellular component (GO): cytosol; nucleus
Molecular function (GO): cysteine-type endopeptidase activity; cysteine-type deubiquitinase activity
Source: RefSeq, a predicted model, not a curated record
GGCGUCAGAGGGGACGGGCGGAGCGCCCGGCUUCCUCCGCCCCUUUAGGGUGAGGAUUGGGCCCUGCGCGGCGGCCUAGCAUCGGCCGGGGCCGUGCUCUUGCCUUCUCUCAACGCCGCGGGGACACGUGUGUGGAUGAGCGCGCACGCGGGGCGAGGGCAGGGACCCCCUAUGGUGACAGUUCCCUUGCUAGCAGGGCAGUUCUUGCCACCACAUGGUGACGCACCAUGCCCAUAGUGGACAAGCUGAAAGAAGCCCUAAAGUCUGGGCGGAAAGACUCUGCUGAUGAUGGUGAGCUGGGCAAGCUGCUGGCUGCUUCUGCCAAGAAGGUCUUGCUGCAAAAGAUUGAGUUUGAACCAGCCUCCAAAAGCUUUUCAUACCAGCUGGAGAGCCUCAAAAGCAAAUACGUUCUGCUAAAUCCAAAGACAGAAAACUCUAGUAGGCAUAAAGGCAAUGAAGAAGGAUCCAUUCGGAAACAAGGCACUGAGCUUUUACUGGGAGGUGAUGGUGUGCCAGCCCCACAGAAGGUCCUCUUUCCUGUAGAGCGUCUCUCUUUGAAAUGGGAGCGGGUGUACCGUGUUGGAGCUGGUCUCCACAACCUCGGCAACACUUGUUUCCUCAACUCCACUUUGCAAUGUCUGACGUAUACGCCUCCUCUAGCCAAUUAUCUGCUUUCCAAGGAGCAUAGCCGUACUUGCCACCAGGGAGGCUUCUGCAUGAUGUGCAUUAUGCAGAAUCACAUGAUUCAGGCUUUUGCUAACAGUGGCAAUGCCAUCAAGCCAGUGUCCUUCAUCCGAGACCUUAAAAAGAUUGCUCGACACUUCCGUUUUGGCAGUCAGGAGGACGCACAUGAGUUCUUGCGCUACACCAUUGAUGCCAUGCAGAAGGCCUGUCUCAAUGGUUACACCAAGUUGGAUCGUCAGACUCAGGCUACUACGUUGGUGCAUCAGAUCUUUGGUGGCUACCUCCGAUCACGAGUGAAGUGCUCUGUAUGCAAGAGUGUUUCUGACACUUAUGACCCCUACCUGGACGUGGCUUUGGAGAUCAGGCAGGCUGCCAACAUUGUUCGAGCAUUGGAGUUGUUUGUGAAGGCAGAUGUGUUGAGUGGAGAGAAUGCUUACAUGUGUGCCAAGUGCAAAAAAAAGGUGCCAGCUACCAAGCGCUUCACCAUCCAUCGUGCAUCGAAUGUACUCACAAUCUCCCUCAAGCGUUUUGCCAAUUUUAGUGGAGGCAAAAUCACCAAGGAUGUGGGCUAUCCUGAGUUCCUGAAUAUCCGUCCUUAUAUGUCACAGAGCAGUGGUGAGCCUGUCAUGUACGGUCUCUAUGCCGUGCUUGUGCAUUCAGGAUACAGCUGCCAUGCAGGGCAUUACUACUGCUAUGUCAAGGCAAGCAAUGGUCAAUGGUACCAGAUGAAUGACUCUUUGGUACACUCAAGCAACAUCAAAGUUGUUCUCAAUCAGCAGGCCUAUGUGUUGUUCUAUCUUAGGAUCCCAAGCACUAGGAAGAGUCCUGAAGGGUCUAUCUCCAAGACCAACUGCCCUGUGUCAAACCGAGCAAGCAUUGUCUCUGACCAUAUGAAGAGAAGCACGACCAAUGGUGCCCUUGCAUCACCACUGAUCAGCAGAAGGCCAGAUGUGACUCAGGCCAAGAAAACCCUGGAGCCUGAGGAGUGUGGCGUUUCUGUGGCCCGCAGCUCCUUUGCUCUCAACUCCAAACCUCAGAAUGGGACUGGUCCUUCUCCCAAGCUCUUCCCUACUGCUGGCUUCUUGUCACCAAAACUCCCCAGCAAGCCAACUUUCCUAGAUGACUUAAGCAAGAGAUCCAAGAAGCAGCCUCUCCUCAAAACAUCUCAGGACUACAGUGGUGGUGUCAGGGUGGAGAUGUGCAAGCAGAAUUCCUGGGAAGACAAGGGCUUGACACCCUCUUCCCAGCUGCUACAGAGUCCUGCAGAAGACUUUGAGGGCAAAGUUCGUGAAGAAAGCGUGGAGCUGCCAAGCAAGGACUCCUCAUCCUUAACCUCUUCUUCAUCUUCGAGCAGCUCCUCUUCCUCCAGUCCAGCACAUCACUCGAUCAAGGGGCUCCCACAGACCACGAUGGGCAUCAAUGGCUACUGCUCCUCUCAGGAAACAGACUGUGCCUCUGGAAAACCUGUUUCCGAGGUCUCCAAAUUUGCCAAGUUAAAAUCACCGUUGCUGGCUACUGUGACCAAUCUAGAGCUGGGAAGCACCAUGUCACCCCCACCUGCAAAGAAACUGGCGCUCUCUGCCAGGAAGGGCAACAACACACUGCAGAAAGUGAGCGGCAGUGAGCGUCGGGCACCGCCCUACUCCCCACCAGCCGCCACAAACACCACCCACCCUGUCUGCGCCGCUGUACUUGGCUAUCCCAGGGUGCUCUCACCUGCUUCCAAAUCUUCAGCACCUCCGCACUCAGCCAACAGCACCUCUGUCAUCUUUACACCCUCAUCCAGCUUCAAAUCAUGCUGCCCCUCUGCUGCCCUUCCGUCACCACCUGCUAUGCCCAAAGGGGCAUGGAGCCACUUGAACUCAGAUAAGGCCAAGGGCCCUUUCUUUGCCAGCUCCAAGAAAAGAAAAAGAAAGCAUAGCCUUCCAGGGGAGGAACAAGGUACACCUUGCAGCCCAGGCAUGGCAUUAGACAAUGCUGACAGGACCUGCCUCACCAAACCUCCCAAGAAGAAGAGGCAACUGAAGGAAAAUGGCAGCAUGUCUUCUUUACAGGCAAAGGUGGCAGCCAGGAAGGGAGAAGAGGCAGAAAUGGCUGAGGACCAGACAGCACAUGGUUUGAGUCUAACCAGUUCCAUCCCGAAAAAAAAGAGAAAAAGGAGGCUGCAGCAGAGAGAGGAAGACUGCCAACCUUUGCUGUCCCCUGUGAACAGCUGCCCUCCACAGUAUGAGGCAGAGAUUUGUGUAGAACAUGUGUCUACAAAAGAGUCCUGCUGCCUGAAGAAGAGAAAGAAGAAAAAGCAGCUGUCUUUACCAGGUUUAGACAAAGGUGGCACUGCUGCAGAGAGUGAGCAUCGCAAGCAGAAGAGGCGGGAGAAACUGGGUGGUUCUACUUCUGAGGUCGUCAGCCCCUCAGAAGAGCUAAGUGAGAAUGGCCUUUGCUCAGCCAGGGUUGGCUCUCCAGCAGCAUUAAGCUGGGACAGCCAGCUUAAACACUGGGACAAGAGCCCCUCAAAUGUCCUGAGUCCAAGAAAGGAAGUGGCUCAGCACAAGCGUGGGCAGUCUGAUGUGGUCCAGGAACUGCUGAAGGAUUCUUUGGAUAAAGCUUAUGGAAAAGAAGUAUUGACGUGGGAUGGUGAAGUGUCAGCUGUCAGCCAGGAUGCCGUGCGUGAUACUGUGUGUUUCCAGAGCCAAACAGUCCUUGAUGAUUGGGAUGAAGAGUUUGACAGUGGGAAGAUGAAGAAAAGCAAAAAAAUCAAACGUGAGCGGAGGAGAAACUUCAAUGCCUUCCAGAAGUUGCAAAGUCGUCGUAAUUUCUGGGCUAUCACACACCCAGCUAAGGUGGCUAGUCUGAGCUAUCGACUCUGAGACGAUGAAUUCUUGGCUCCAACAAUUCUCUGAUGGAUUCCUGUAUGUUGGAGCAUAAUGUCAUCAACACAGUUGAAAGCUGCCCAACUCUACAGGAGAGGUCCUCUUCUCGUCCUGAGCAGGAUGCUUCCAUCACUGAGGACUGGUUCUUUUAUGCAGGAUCUGGGGAAGUAGGCAUUGGGCUUUGAGGAGCUGUUUCUCUGGAAGGCAGUAGUAGUGGAACUGUUUGUCCUAGCCUGGGUUGACCAGACCCUUGGAAUAAAAGCCGUCUGUUGCUUCUGCCCCCAGAAGCCUGGUUUUGGUGAGCCAUAGCCCCCUUCUGCCUUUCCUGCCAGGAGGAAAUGAAGAGAGCUAUGUCCAGCUCCAGGGAGCUGGUGAUUGCCUUGCCUGAUGUGGCAGUUGCCCCUUUCUGUCAUCCCUGGUGAUGUUGUCAUUAAGACAAGGUUACUGAUGUGGCUAUUCUCCAUUCUUCAUGCAUCCUGCCUCUGGUUUCUACCCUUUCAGACACAUUUCCCCCAAAACUUCUCCAGAUCCCAUUCUUGCUGUGUGGAGCUUUUUGGAGCUGAGAUCUGCACAGCAAGGAAAACUGUUAGUGGGUUUUUGACUGCCCUCAAUAUUUUUUUCAGAGAAGGUGUUAGGAACCCUCAAAUUGCUGCUCAACCCAUGACAACUGCUCAGUGGUACCCUAUACAUGAGUUGCACACCAGUGAGGUUGUGGUACAUCUCUUGUUGGGUUGAACAUCUGGAGGUGGGGAGUCAGAUAGUCAAAUGCUCCUGCAUGUUAUUCAGACAUUCCAUUCCUUGCCUGGGGUCUGAGCUGAGUAGAGUCCAGUGACUGGGGGAUGUUGAUCAAGUAUGUUGUCAUCUCAAAUCAAGGCUGCAGGAAUGAGGCAAAGCUGUCUCUCUUGGCUCUUCCAGCACACUUCUGCCCUUUUGCUAAUUCAUUUCUGCUGGCUGUCAUUCCACAGUUUGCUUGAUGGAAGCUGUGGAUUCAAGAGGACCCAACUCCGGACAGCAGCAGGUUUUCACCUAAAUUUGUAUUGAAGAAGUUGGCAGAUUGGCCUGAUCCCUACCAGAAGAGACCCAACUGUUCCUUGCCAAGCUGAGCUUUCCCAGUGUGGUGGCACUCUUGCCAAGCUCAAAGGGGUUGUGCUUCGCCAGAACUGUGGACUGGUCUUCUCUUUUGUUCCUAAUGUUGGGCUGCUGUUGUCUAGCCUCCAUGGCUCUCCUAAAUGAGCAGCCAUAACCUGCAACUUCCCAAAUCUGCAUGAUCAGUUCCAGGGGCAGGUCAUUGUGCAUCCAUCCCGUUAAUUCUCACACCCUUGCAUUGUCCAUAUUGUUGCCCAUUCAACUCUGGCACCCAUCUCCUCUUAUUUGCAUAGUGGGUGCAUGAGUUGAAUAUGAGCCUAAUUCACUCCAGCAUGAAAACAUUGAAACAAUUAUCAAAAUAGUUUUGACCCUUUAAUUUAUUUUGAGCUAACAGUUUUUUUCCCUAGUGGGGAGGGGGACAUUGAGACACUUCACUCUCUCAGUAGGGGGGAGGGAGCCAAGUCUCACCCACUUGCCCUUUUUGCAGUGCCCUUUUACAAUCUCCUGCCAAACAAGUCUAAAAUACCUGUGUAGAUACCCUUGAUGGGGGGGUAUAUUUUGCACCUUGUGCUGGGGUUUAUUGCAAAUAACCCUGGCUGUAGCAAAGGUUCAUGGUGCAAUAAAAGGAAUGUUUUGUGUA